Penaeus chinensis is the source of this 2277-nucleotide messenger RNA. Its product is annotated as putative mediator of RNA polymerase II transcription subunit 26. Bases 277 to 1734 code for a protein of 485 amino acids. The record is from RefSeq and is a predicted model, not a curated record. The transcript is spliced from 2 exons. NCBI's taxonomy places the organism in Eukaryota, Metazoa, Arthropoda, Malacostraca, Decapoda, Penaeidae.
CGUUGCGACCGCGCGAGAGGAGGUGUGUGUGCGCGCGCGUGAGAGUGAGGAGUGUGAGACGAGGGGCCCUUGAGGCGAAGAGGCGAUCACUCCCUCGCUCACGUGUCGCCUUUGUUGCUACGGCCUUCGCUUUUGGUGGGGACUUCGUGUGUGUGGAGGAGGAGCAGGUAUAUAAACUUGAGUGUAUGAAAUAGUAGUGAAAUGUUAUUAGAUAACUGGAUGUGGUGGGAGGACCAUGUCGAAAUAGAAGUCACUGUGUUUGUGCUGUGAUGUGCGAUGCGCGGAGCAGACAGAGGCUGCGGUAGUCACAGCUGCUCCGCUUGCAAGACUUUUGACGCCCUCAAGGCAGGCUUCUGGAGCACGGCCUGCUUCUUCUUUCCCAGGCCUGCCGAAGGCUCCUCGCAGCCUCUCCAGAGGAACCGCUGGUCCUCCAGGUCGGUCGGACACUACUCCAGGGCCUCGGGCAGGAUGGGCUCCACCAGGCCCAUGAAGAGUGGCGGCGGCUUCAUACACGGGGGCUUCAAGGCCGCCGCGCUUGUGCAUCGGUCGCCGCCCCGACCCGGGCUGACCCGUUCGCACACCACGCUGGACGCAGGCUGUGCCACCCCCUACUCCUCCGCCCACUCCCUGGCCCACUCUUCCUCUGGCCAUUCCUUGGCGCUCUCCUCCUCCAGCCACUCUCUGGCGCCGUCCGCCUCGUCCCACUCUCUGGCGUCGCCCUCGAUGACGGAACUGAUGCCGUCGCCGUCCACGCGCUCGCUCGCCUCGUCGUCGGCGUACUCGUCGCAGUCGUCGGCCACGCUCAGUCGCAGCUCGUCCAACCUGAGCCUCGGCUGGCGGGAGUUCCGGGCGCGGCGGAAGCCCUUCGCCGUGCUCUACGACGGGCAGAAGGCCCAGUCCCGCGGCGGCGUCGGAGAGGGGCUACUGCCAGCCCUGCGCCACCACGUGCUGGGAGAGAGGAAGGCCAGGGCUGCCCAGAACACCAAAGACUCAACCAAAGAAAGUUCCUCCCGCUCGACCAAAGACUCGGUGCUCGCCAAUGAGGCGGGCGUCGCCGCUCGCACCUUCACCAAAGCCACAACCAAAGCUCCUUCGGACGCGAAGGACCACAAGGACGCCAAAGGAUCCUUCCUUUCUAGCAUCACAAAAAACAAGCUCAAAGGACGCCGGGAUGACCUCCGACGCUUCACCACCAGUGUGCUGCCGGCGCACCUGCUCGGUCUUGCCAAGCACGCCGCCGCCAGGAACAACAGCAGCAACAACAACAACUCCACGACUGCCAACAACAAUAAAAACAACAAAGCCGCCGCUGGUCCGGCCGCCCCGCUAACGACGGCGGCCGCCCAGCACUUGCCCAACAAAGUGCAGCGCCUGGACGACGCGGGGCGAGAGGCAGGAGCAGCCAUGGGGCCUCCUCGAGUGUACAACCGAAGUGUUAGUCACUCGGCCAUGGCGAGCUCGCGCGACGGAAGGCGCUGCAGGCAGGGAACGCACAUGAGCCAGUCCCACGAAAACGUGUCACCUGCAGGCUUGGCCGGCGCUCGCGGGACGCCAACUUCGGGCAUGGCCCCGCCGAAGCCUCCUAGGACAUAUGCGAGCGAGGGCGCGACAACGCCUCGGGGAGGGCCCUGGCGAGCAUUUCCGAAAACCAGCCAACCCCCCAAGGGUCAUCGUGGAAGCGCCGCAAGAAGGUCCCGUCCGCAGCGCGACCAGUCCGCCCCCCGCCAAGCGUAGCUUCGUUCCCCUUGGCACCUCCCAGUCUUGCUCCGCCCUCAUUAAGCCGAAGCCCGCCCCUCGGACCGUCUUCCCCACCUUCACCACACCCAUUACUGGCUUUCGUUACCCGCGGCCGCGCCCUCUGCGCCGUCAGAACGACACUCCCCUUCAGGAGUCCCUUCCGCAAAUGUCGUCGACGCCCCUCGUGCUGCCGAGGAACCCGAGCCACCGUGAGGCGCCCAGGAACCUCUGCUCGGGGACAGGACUCGGCAGGACGUGACGCCCACGCCUUCGUCCGAGACGAUUUGCAAUGAAGACUCCUUCCUCGACGACUCCUACAUGAGCCACAAGUGCUACCUGUCCCCGUCCAGUGCGUACGACUCUCCUUGGGGUCGUACAACGGCCCCCCAGGUGGCCAGGAUUACAUCCCCUGGAUCACGACACCGCCCCACAGCGCCAUCAAGGCCUCGCAGUCGCUGGGGAAUCUUCACCUGGUGGAAGGCGACUGCGGAGGCCUUUUGCGGGGGCCCGGCCGCCUGCAGGCCGCUCACGAAGGCGCGU